CCCGCGAAGCUGCUUGCUGGGGUGCCGGUAAAAAGGGACAGAAGCAAGACGCCUAUCAACAUGAAGGACCCACUGACAGACUGUUCGUAUAAUAAAGUGUACAAGAACCUAAAGGAGUUUUCUCAAAAUGGAGAGAAUUUCUGCAAGCAGGUCACAGCCAUUCUUCAGCAAAGGGCCAAUUUGGAGGUUAGCUAUGCCAAAGGACUGCAGAAACUGGCAAGUAAAUUGAGCAAAGCAAUACAGAACACAAAGAAAAACUGUCUCGUCAGUGCCUGGGCCUGGGUCUCAGAAGGCAUGAAAUCUGCAGCCGAUCUGCAUCAAAAACUUGGCAAAGCAAUUGAGUUGGAAGCAAUAAAACCAACUCAUCAAGUCCUGAGUGUACAUGAGAAGAAGAGAAAAUCACUUGAUAAUGAAGUUGAAAAGACAGCAAAUCUUGUUAUUAGCAACUGGAAUGAGCAAAUUAAGGCCAAGAAGAAAUUAAUGGUGAGUACCAAGAAGCAUGAAGCACUUUUCCAUCUUGUGGAAAACUCCAAGCAAACAGUAACCGAGAAAGAGAAACAGAAGCUCCUCAAUAAAUUGAAAAAAUCAACUGAGAAGUUGUCAAAAGAAGAUGAAAAUUACUACCAAAAAAACAUGGCUGGGUGUUCUACCAGACUGAAAUGGGAAAAAACACUAGAAAAUUGUUACCAGGGUAUCCUGGAACUGGAGAAGGAAAGAAUUCAACUUUUAUGCAAUAACUUACACCAGUACACCCAACAUGUUUCAGUUUUUGGCCAAACCCUGACCACAUGCCACGCGCAGAUUCACUGUGCCAUCAGCAAGAUAGAUGUCGAAAAAGAUAUCCAGGCGCUAAUGGAAGAAGAAAAUGCAGUUUCAUCUAUAGAAAAUAAAUCAGUGUUCCUGCUAACCGAUUACUUUGAAGAAGAUCUUAACAAUACCAUGACUACAGAGCGACAACAAUCUUCCAUAAAAUCAAAACUUCUGAGAUUGCAAAAUGACAUUGAGAAAGUCUCCCGAGACCAGGAAGGCCUGGAACGAAUGCUUAAAGCUUACUCCAGUAGCUCUUCCUUCUCAGAUGCAGAGAGCCAGAAAAUCACUGCAGCCUUAAUGGAUGAGACUAAUCUGAAACUAGACCUUUUGCAAGCAAACUCCUAUAAACUGUCCUCGGUAUUAGCUGAACUAGAGCAUAGACCCAAACCGACCCAUUCCUGUAGUACCCGCAUCUUCAAAUGGAAAGAAAAGCAGCAGAUGCAUAGCUAUUUAAAACUCUCAAGGCCUUUUCUGAUGAAGAGACUGGAGAAUGUUGUGAGCAGGGCAUCUUCUGUUAGGCAAAGCUAUCCAUGUUCUUCCUCUCCAGUCUCCAGCGUGGUCCAGCUCGGCAAUGGUCUUUGCAAGGCUUUAUAUUCAUUUCAAGCCAGGCAAGAUGAUGAAUUGAAUUUGAAAAAAGGGGACAUUGUAACUAUACACAAGAAAAAAGAAGAAGGAUGGUGGUUUGGAUCUUUAAAUGGAAAGAAAGGUCACUUUCCUGCAGCAUACGUGGAAGAGCUUCCUUCAGAUGCUGGGGAUGCAAGCGUACAGGCAUCAAGCGAGGCUCCAAGCACUGCCUUACAUUCUCUGUAAAUGCUCCAGCACUGCAGCCGGGUGAAUAAAGACCAAUAUUGUGAGCGUC
This is a messenger RNA of Sorex fumeus (smoky shrew), 1669 nucleotides long. RefSeq names its product nitric oxide synthase trafficking (gene NOSTRIN). The transcript has 16 exons. Gene Ontology annotation, molecular function: protein binding. Gene Ontology annotation, biological process: signal transduction. NCBI's taxonomy places the organism in Eukaryota, Metazoa, Chordata, Mammalia, Eulipotyphla, Soricidae. The record is from RefSeq and is a predicted model, not a curated record. The coding region runs from base 61 to 1620 and encodes 519 amino acids. Gene Ontology annotation, cellular component: plasma membrane; cytoplasm.